GUCAUAGUGUGAGUAGGUUAUUGUUAGAGUUCAGACUGUAGAGCUCAGAAUAAGAUCAGGACGAUCAGUGGACAGGAGAGUUUUGCAGAGUGAGUGUUGAACAUUUCCCAUCCUGACCUGAGAUUGACAACCAACGAAUCAUCAAGAAGCAGAUGUGAGAUGAAGACACUGUGGCUGCCACUUCUCCUGAGCUCAAUCAUAUGGGCAGAGGAAGAUUAUUUUUUUAUCUCCCCCGACGCCGCAUGGAAUGGCACCGGACUCAAUCAGUCCAAUGGCACAUUGAAUGACACCGGACUCAAUCGGUAUAAUACCACAUGGGAUGAGGCCAGGAACCACUGUCAAGCCUGUUACAAAGAGCUGGCGACCAUCAACAGUAAAAAUAUCCACCUCAUCGUGCAGAACCUCUCUUUGGACUACUGGACUGGGCUCCGCAGGAGCUACAAUGGCACCAUCCCAUGGUCCAGAUGGUCCAAUGGGGAUCCUGUUACAUAUCAGAAUUGGUACCCUGGUCAUCCUCUACCAAAUAAAGUAAAGAAAAUGAUUCCUAUAUGUUCCUCAACUACACAAAGUCCACUGAGCACCCUAAUAACUACUAUGGCUACUCCAGUGACGAAUGCCUCAACCGAAAUCCCAACACAAACCACAACACAAACCUCAACAGUAAGUUCUCCGGUAACCUUUCCACAGUUUUCCACAUUAUCUGAAACUAACAACACAGAUGUGUGUCCUAUACUGUAUAACGUCCUGGAAUGCUUAAAUAUGACAUAUGAAGAGCUUGAACGUACAGUGCAUGAGUACUCAUCGGUCACCCCUAAGACCACAACAUAUAGCACCACCACCAAUCCCACAACAUUUAGCACCAUCUUUACAACAACUGGUUAUGAGACACAGAACACCACGAUGAAUAGCACCACCACCACAGAGAGCACCACCGCCAGCAACUGCAUCUUCGAACCAGAGCCAGAUACUGAAGUGUACAUCGAGGACGCCUGUGUGGUCCUGCUCAGCUUUGGCAUGUGGAAGGAAAAACAUUGCAACGAAACUCUACCCUUCAUCUGUUAUGAUAACCAAUUUUAUGGGCAAAUAGAAGUUUCCGAUGUGACCACAAGUGCAGGCAAUGUGAGCUGGAGUACUCCACCGGGUAACAUCACUCACUACAAAGUGGAAAUCACUUGGAACCAGACCAAACAGACGUAUAAUGAGACUAACCAGUAUAAACAACUACUGGAUCUGACUCCAGGAAAUCUCUACGAGGUUCAGGUGUUUCCAGUGAAGUGUGGCAGGGAUCUCAAACCACAGAACAUCUCCUUCUACACCAAGCCUUCUGAUAUUGAAAAUCUGACAGUCGUGAGCAUGACAACUGAUACUGUGAGCCUCAGCUGGAGUAAAUCAAAAGGAGACAGAGACGUCUAUUCAGUACAUAUCAGAGGGAUGAAUUCAGAAAACGAUCAAGCAUGUGAAAGUGAAGAGUGCACUAUCACGGGUCUAACUCCAGGAAACAAUUAUACAUUCACAGUUACAGCUAUCGUGAAUAAUACUACUAGAAGUGCGCCAGUGAACAUUUCUGACGUUUACACCAGGCCUUCAGUUGUCUUAAACUUAAAGUCAGCAGACAAGGACAGCACAGUCAUAACUGCCAGUUGGACCAAACCUAUUGGUCAUCAUUCAGGUUACAAAUAUUAUCUUUACAAUAGCAGCGACUGUGCUACCAGCAAUUGUUCAACAAACGGCACCAUUACAACAGAUACGUUCAUAAAAGUGGAGAAUAAAACAGACGGCACCAAGUAUUGCCUGUGUGUGGCAGCACUGACAAACAAUAACACCCUAUCAGGAGAAAUGGUUGUAAUCCCAGCAUACACAAAACCAAAAACCGUAACACUCUCUUUGAAGUUCUACAGCAACUCCAUUACAGCCACCUGGACAAUAGAUGGGAAUUAUGAAAAAUUCAACUUGACAAUACAAGGAGUAACUGACAAUCUAAUGGAUACUAAAACUAUUACAGACAAAACUUGCACUUUCAAAGACCUGAAGCCAGGAGUUCAGUACAAAGUUUCAGUUGUCACUAUUAAUGGUAUUCUGGAAAGUGACCCUGCUGAAGAGUCAAAUUACACUACACCUACUGAGCCCGAGUGGGUAAAGGCCACCUCUAACGGUACCACGAUACAAGUGACCUGGGGACCUCCAAAAGAUUCAGCAGGGGCCACAAUUAACUAUUCUGUGACCUGUGCCUCUGCUUUUUGGGGAGAAAAUACGACUGCAAUUGAUACGACAUCUACAAAGCACACCUUUCCUAAUUUAAAAUCAGGAACAAGAUAUACGUGUUAUGUCCAUGUAGUGGCGGGCAGUUUGACAAGUAAAACAGUCACUGCUCAUGCAGACACAGAGCCUAAGAAGAAGACACUGACCCUCACAAUGUUGUGUUCCUCUGCAACGCCACUUCAUUGUGAAAAUUCAACAACUCAGAAUGAACUUUUCAGGAAGCUGAAUAAUACAUUUACAGCCAAAUUUAAUGACGAUGUCCACUGGAAGCUGAAGUGGGUGGACAGGAAUGUGAUCAAAUCCUUAAAGCAAAACUAGAAAACGAUGUCCUUUGAAUCUCUGUGACGUGGUAAUGGCAACAUGUUUUUACAUUACAUAACUUACAUAGCAAUUUUAACUGUUUAUAUGCUGUACAAGAUUUGAAGUCAUUUUAAUAUAAUUAAAGUUGAAAUGGCUUGUAAAGCCAAUUUGAUUAUGCUUCAAAACUCAAGCCUGCAACUGAACGCAAGUUUUCCAGUUGACAUGUUUCACAAUAAUUAGGAGGAAUAUUUUGUGUUUGAGUGUCCAUUGCCAAUAUGAUUUUCUUUCUCUUUUUGUGCAUUAGCGGACUAUAGCUUUUAUUCAAAAAGAGGAACAAAAAGCAAUUUGUCAAAGAGCCAACACUAUUUGUAAUAUACAAUGCCAGGUUUAUUAGACGCAGAUUUCUUUGUGGGGAAAUGUUUUGGUCCUUAAGUUUAGAAAUCAUACUUUUUUUCUAAUUUUAUUUUCUAUGUAAAAGUGCAGAAAGAUUGUGUCAAGCGUUAGGGGAUAGAAUAUGGGGUUUGUAUGGUAUAAAAAAAAAACAUUAUGUCUAUGGAAAUACCCCAUCCAACAUGAACCCAACGUUGUGUGUGUGUUGGUUUAAGGGUGUCUUUAGCUUCUUCAAAGAUGAUCUCUGGAGUUUGGGCCUAUUUUUAGUUUAUUUUUCUUAUAGCAAAUGCAGACAUACGCUGUGAAUAGUGUGGUGUGAUGAUAUCUGAUAGGUGAGGGAGCUAUAUCAUUCUUGUAACAUUAACAAAUAUUAUUAUCGAAGACAUUUACUUGCUUCAUGUGAAUUAGUUUUAAUAUUCAUGAUGGAUUAUUGUAAACUAUUUUUGAUUUUUUGGGGAUUGUUUUAUUAUAAAUAAAGCUAUUAUUACA
Pimephales promelas (fathead minnow) is the source of this 3438-nucleotide messenger RNA. RefSeq names its product fibronectin. The record is from RefSeq and is a predicted model, not a curated record. NCBI's taxonomy places the organism in Eukaryota, Metazoa, Chordata, Actinopteri, Cypriniformes, Leuciscidae. Gene Ontology annotation, molecular function: protein binding.